UUUUAUAAAUUGGCCGGAAAAAACUAGUUUUGUCCGUCGUCUCUGCUAGUGGAAGGAGAGCAGGGAUAAUAAUUGGAUUGCCUGAUGCCGAUUAGGGAUCUUCUCUGAUUUCUUGCUUUAAGUCUUGCUAAGGUGGUAUUCUUUUAACUAUAUAAGAGACAUGACUGAGGUGAUUAUUGAUACUGAUAAACAAAGUAAACGGCGUUUACCUACAUGGAUGCAUGGCAGUGAUACUUUGAAAAAUGAAAAAUUGGGAAAUUUAGAUGAAUCAUGUUCAAUAUCAGGCAAUCAAACAGCGCCUCAGGGUAGUGUUUCUAUGGUAGAAUCCAUGUCAAGCGAGGCUGAUGUGAGACUAGCUGAACUGAAAAAAAAUUUAGACGGUAAAGAAAUCCUUGCAAAAAACUGUUCAAAGAAAAACACCAGGAAAUCGAAAAAAUGUGAUGGUUCUAAAGAUUUUACUUGUAAAUCUAGUGGAACUAAGAGAAAACCCGAGGUGAAGAAUGUUGAAUGUGGAAAGUCUAUGGAUAUUCAGCACAUGAAGUUAAAAAGUGCCAAAAGCAACUCUGUGAAAGUUUUAUCCCAAGGAAUGACGGGGGAUGCAGCAGAACUGACCUUUGAAGAUUUAAUUAGUAUUGCUGAAGAGUUUCUUACUUCAGACAAGGAAAUGCAGAAAGAGCAGUCUGUUGCACGAAAAUCUGAAUCCAAUUCUAUUCCUAUUAGCUCAUCGGAAUCCUCCAUCCCCCACAGAGGAGAAUUCAGAUCCUGUCAAGUGUUAUCAAAAUGCACUCAAACGCGCAGUUCUCAUCUAAAGGAAUCUGCUACUUCUGCCAAAAAAAUUAUAGGAUCAGGAGAUGCUGCUCAGGACAUGCUUGAACUCUUCCUUGGUCCUCUUUUAAACAAAGCUCCUCCUGUAAAGGAGCCUGAUCCUGAUGUAACAAGAGAACUACUGGCCUCAACUUAUGAAUCAGAUAGCCUUGUCAGAAGCUUUGUGGAUGUUGCAAAACAGGUAACUUUUAUUAAAAAGAAGAGUAGUCUUAAAGAUAAAGUGGCCAUGUUUUUUUGAUUUCCUAGUCCAGCAAUGCACAAUCUUCAAAAUCUGCUUCUAUUUGAGCUAUUUUUUUCUGUUGAGCUCCAUAUUUCAGGAUUUCUACUGAAGUAAUUUAAAAUUAUUACCUGUAAUUUGGUUGCCAAGAUGAUGCCAAUUAUACAUGUACAGAUUGACAUUUGUAACAACUUGUAGUAUAGUUUUCAUUCCUUGGAUCAAAUGUUUGCUAAGUUGAUGAUG
Messenger RNA from Dendrobium catenatum, 1285 nucleotides. RefSeq lists its product as uncharacterized. The transcript has 3 exons. Lineage: Eukaryota; Viridiplantae; Streptophyta; Magnoliopsida; Asparagales; Orchidaceae. The record is from RefSeq and is a predicted model, not a curated record. The coding region runs from base 161 to 1063 and encodes 300 amino acids.